CAGAAGUCGUCGUCGUUUGAGGUCAGCACAACACGGAUCUUCUGGCUGCCUUUUUUCACUGCAAGUCUUGUGAUUUAUUCCGGGCAAGAGUGCCACAAGUUAUUUAUUUUGAAGCGUUUUCAUUUGGAAACCUCGUGGAUGCUUUUUUAAAAAUGCUACAGAUACUCCCUCAACAUGUUAACGGUAACUGAACUAAUAAGACGAAAGUUUUUUUCCGGCGAAUUAAUAACAGCCUAAUAGACUAAUUUGGAAACGUAUUCAGUUCAGUUGGCUUAAGUCUGGACAGAAAUAUUCAAUCAGUAUAUGUAGCUUUCUACAUAUAUACACUGUACUUUUCACCUUUAAAAAAUCUGUCCACUGAUCGCUAUUCCUCCCAACAGCUACGCAUGAGAAUAUGGCAGCUUCUUGCAAAUCGUCAAUAGAUUACUGGAGUAUCCCGCUGUCGUCUUUAAAUUUCAAUGUCAGAAAAAAGCUAGCACUUUACCUAAAUCCGAGGAAUACGGUGGCCGCCGACUGGGUUACGCUGGCCGAGGUGAUGGGUUUCACUUAUCUAGAAAUCAAAAAUUAUGAACAACGCGAGAACCCCACCGCAAAAAUAUUAGAAGAGUGGCAAGCUAAAUGUCCGGACGCAAAAGUGGGAAAGCUGCUGUCGAUGCUUGAAGAAGCAGAGAGAAAGGAUGUGGUGGAAGACUUGAUAGAUUUGAUCGAUGAAGACUGCAGGAAGUAUCUGGAGAGGCUCAGAGAGCCUCCAGUUCAGGUCCCUGAGGUGGACAGCUGCCUGCCGCAGACUCAGGAGAGGAAUGGUAUAACUACAAGGGAUGAUCCUACAGGAAGCAUGCCAGAGCUGUUCGAUGCUUUCAUUUGCUACUGCCAGAGUGACAUUGAUUUUGUCCAUGAGAUGAUACGGCAGCUGGAGCAGACGGACUACAAGCUGAAACUGUGCGUGUUCGAUAGGGAUGUCCUCCCAGGUACCUGCGUGUGGACAAUCACCAGUGAGCUCAUCGAGAGGAGGUGCAAGAGAAUGGUGGUGGUAAUUUCAGAUGACUACCUUGACAGUGAUGCAUGUGACUUCCAAACAAAGUUUGCCCUCAGCCUCUGUCCAGGCGCUCAGCAGAAGCGGCUUAUCCCGGUGGUGUACAAGUCAAUGAAGAAGCCUUUCCCAAGCAUCCUCCGCUUCCUCACUGUGUGCGACUACACCCGACCCUGCACCCAGUCCUGGUUCUGGAUCCGCCUGGCCAAGGCCCUGUCCCUGCCAUGACAGUCCGGACUCCAUGUGCAUCAGGGAAGGGGUGUGAAACCGUACGCAGCACGGAUUGCCCCUUGAUGGCUGUCCCUUCUGCAGAGGGGGACCCAUGCAGCUGGCAUGCAUUUUAAGGCUGUGUCAGCUGGCAGUGAUUUUUGUGAGUGGCUUCAAAACCUAUCCCUUCCGGUAAUCUGUGCAACACAUUUUCGAUGUGAAAAUUUUUCUUUUUGGAUGCUUUUUUUUGUUUUUUUUAUGCAAGUAUGCUGCAUAGAUUCACUGGUCUUUAAAUCGUCUGAAUGGCUUAAGUGGUUUUGCUCUAACUGAAAAUGUCAAAAAUAAGAUAUUAAGGGUGUCCCCUCAUAAUAAGAUUAAUGUUUUGUUAUGUAUGAGGUGUUUAUGUCUAUAUUAGCUGCCACGAAGUUUUUAAGUAUUUUAUUAGACUAUUUCCGGAGAUGAUGGUACAAAAAAUCCAGCAAAAACUUAAUAAAUAACAGAAAGUUCAAAUUUGUUCAUUUUUGCAGAAUAUUUGUCUACGGUC
Molecule: messenger RNA, 1781 nt
Organism: Megalops cyprinoides (Indo-Pacific tarpon)
Lineage: Eukaryota; Metazoa; Chordata; Actinopteri; Elopiformes; Megalopidae
Gene: myd88
Product: MYD88 innate immune signal transduction adaptor
Exons: 5
Coding region: 395-1258 (287 amino acids)
Biological process (GO): Toll signaling pathway; positive regulation of canonical NF-kappaB signal transduction; defense response to Gram-positive bacterium
Cellular component (GO): plasma membrane
Molecular function (GO): TIR domain binding; Toll-like receptor binding
Source: RefSeq, a predicted model, not a curated record